Molecule: messenger RNA, 2059 nt
Organism: Podarcis muralis (Common wall lizard)
Lineage: Eukaryota; Metazoa; Chordata; Lepidosauria; Squamata; Lacertidae
Source: RefSeq, a predicted model, not a curated record
CAAGAAAAAGUGUUACCUAGCAACUUGGACACAGUCAGGGACAAAGAAGGCAGACUUUUGUUAUGUACAGAAGUGAGGUUAUUUUUGCAGCCUUUGGCCAGACAGUAAGUCAAAAGGACACCCCAUUCCCCACAUGGAUGUGGCAACAGCUUAAAUGGACCAUCUACGAAAGAGGAAAUGGGGGAUCUGAAGAGUCCGUCUGCCAGCCCCUUCACAGGCAAAGACAUCACUGUUCUGGCAGGGAAGCUUAAACACAUGGCCCUGAAUACCCCACUCCGUUUCAGCGCUCAGGCCUUGAGACCCCAUUCCAAGAACAGCGCUCGGUUUGGCUGCCUCAGCCAUCACUCUUUCUUCUCACGGCACAAUCCCCACCCUCACAGAGUCACCCAUAUUCAAGGCUUGAACGGUGCUCCUGUUUGCACAGUUAAUGACGAGUGGUGCGAGCAGACCAUUCUGCCACCUCACCCAAUGAUAAAAAGUCAGAUUCGUGCUUCUGUUUUGGGGGCGCCUGGGGCUCAGAUACCCAUCGGAGACCCACAACCUGUUCCAGUCCCCUGGCUAUCAACAGCAGGUUCUUUGUCCAAUGCCUGGCGAGAAGAAUUGAGGGAACUUGCUGCAAGAGUCAGAGCCGCCUCGUCCACUGAGAAAAAGGAGGCAGCAGAAAAGCCUCGGAGGGAGACGCAAUACUCAGAAGAAACAGGACGUCUCAUCCCACCUCCCUCUCGAGCUACAGCUUGCCAUUCGUCCCGCCGUUUGCACAGGAACAAUGCCAAGAAUAAAGGCAAGGAUGCGACCCUGCUCUUCCGGGACCAAGAACUUAUAAUUUUAGAGCUGCUCUGUCAGAUCCUGCAGACAGACUCCUUGACUGCGAUCCAGCAAUGGCUGCUCAUGGCUGCGCAGAGGGAAAAGGACCUUGUCAUGGGAUUGUUGCAGACGGCAACUGCCAAUUUACAUCUUGAUCCCCAGGAGCUGACCACAAGCAUGGAAGAGAGACUUCCAUCACAGUUGCCCCCAGAUGCCUCAGGAUUUGCCUCCAAACCGCGCAGCUUUGGGAGAAAUCAUGUAACCAGGCUGUCUGUUAUGAGACAAAAACAAGAACCUAUCCCAGAAGAAGAAAAGCCAGUGCACAUUGGCUCUGCAGAGGUUCUCCAGUUUCACCCCUCUGCAGAUGAAAAGCAAAACCAAUCAGACCAAACCAAUUAGAAAGAAACCUUCCUCCUGAUGUGACUACUCUUGCUGCUCCAGCUUGUAGUGUUACCGCUCCUGCUACUCACCCAAUGGCAACAAUGCUGCAAGAAAAAGGGCUUCUUUAGAAAAACCCGGCAUCUCAGAACGUGCCUCUUGGAUUGAGGCACCGCAGUCUUCAAGGGGGAUGACAUUUUGAGAUAUUGUUCAAUGAGACUCUGCACAAUUCUGAAACCGUUGGAAAGACCCAUUCCGCUGUGUCCUCCUGUGUUCCAGCUUGGUAUUCAGCAUGAUUCAAGAGAGGAACUCCAAGAAGUUGCAGAAUGAUGAACAUGGAAGGUGCACCUUUAAUGGCAUGGUGCCUAUUGUAGGACGAUUCUGAACUUUGAGACAAGGACUCAGAGCCUUUCAUUCCUUCUUUGAUAGCUGGUAGUAUGUCAAUUAAUUAUUUCCUCUCUUGGAACUAUUUGCAUUCCAUCCCCACACUGCUGUUUGCUUGCCUGCUUUUUAAUGACCAUAGUAGGAGUGCAAUUAAGAUGUUACAAAAUUCUGCAGCUUUGUUUUUAAAAAAUAAAAAGCUAGUUGUUUGAGGCUGCUGCUUAGUGCUCUGAAUUGUCCGGGGUGUGGAGGAGCUGAAACUUUUCCUAAAGAGCUAGGCUCUAGUUACCUGUUUGGGCUGUGAAACCGACUAGAGCGAAGGGGAGAGGACAGGGAGAAAGAUUCCUCCUGCUCAGGAAUUUGCUGAUGAAAGUCAUGUAUAUUACGUGAAACAAGGAUUUAAUCAUACAGAAUUGUUUUGUUGUUGUUGCUGUUGGGUUUCUAAAGGCAGCCUGUAGAAUUCUCUUUAACAAUAAAUCUACGAUGAACAAAAACA